GUUUUGUGGAGAUGAUGUCAGUGGUACUGGUGGCGAAUUCCAUGCAUGUACGUACUUCAAGCUACUUGAAAUAUUUGACUUCAUUCAAACACUACAUAAACUCAUUCGCGACACUCAUCUCGUCCUUCAAAACUCUACUAUUACCAGUCACCACCAUGUCCGAACCAGCUAUCAACUCACGCAAGAGAACAGCGGUGCAGUCAUCAUCUGACUUGCCCCCACCUCGUCAGGCUAAAGCCAUUAGAUCCGUUUCACCACCACUAUCGAACAUAUCCAUGCAUCGAUUCAACUACUACCUGGCCAUCUUCGCAGCGCUCAUGUUUGCCCUAUACACAUAUCGUCUCGUACAAUGGAAGUCGGAUGCAGGAGGGUGGUGGAAUCUGGCUCUAGGGAAAAGACAACCGGCAGUCCAGAGUACUACUAGUACAUCAUCGGGAGGGAGCGAUUGGCAAACUGGAACAGCAGGCAUUAAGGGUAGAGCGGAGCUGACAGUUGAGGAAAGGAUAAAUGAACUGGCGUCAGCAUUGGGCAUGCCAUCCAAAGACCUUGCAUCUGCAAUUGCUGGCGCCAUACGAGAGUAUGUGCCUCCGGCGACAUUGUCGUCUAUAUCCGCUCACCAGGCUGGUGAAGCAAUUAGCUAUUUGGUGAACCCCGACGGCGCGUCAGCUUCAGAAGCGGAGAGUAGUGUUGGUGCAAGUGCCACCAAAGGCUUUAAAUUUGUCGCUUCAGCUGUCGGGGCGGCCGUAGGAAUGGAUGAGCCUCCAACGGAAAUGGCGUAGAUCGCAUUAUGGACCUGACGGACCAGCUGUAUACUAUACCUUGCAUAUAACCGGUCAGCACUGUUCAAAACCUGGAUGAAUUCGGUAGAAUAUAGUAAGAGCAUACAUACCAGCUAGAAAAAGGGACCAAGGGCUAUAUAAUGUUGUCUAGAAAGAAGAGAACAUCGUCGAAAUGAACGAGACUCGAGAGU
Somion occarium is the source of this 970-nucleotide messenger RNA. The record is from the annotation of a GenBank genome assembly. Lineage: Eukaryota; Fungi; Basidiomycota; Agaricomycetes; Polyporales; Cerrenaceae.